AUGCCGCCACCAUCUCCCGCAUCUCCUUCUCUGGUCACUCGUGUCUGGCAUACGUGGAAAUCCCUCAACCUUCCGUGGCGAAAACAGUUCCUGAAGGGCAGCGAUCUGUCUGGCAACACAUUUUGGGAAUUUAGAGAUGCACUUAAUGCGAACCGGAUGAGGAGGAUCGUGAAGCAUGCGAAAGGGAGGCAUGUCAGCUAUUCGGAUGUGAAGAUUUCUCCACAAUGGCACCAAUGGCUUCGCCACACAAGAGACGAACCUCCAACCCUUCCAGAACAACACGCCGAAAUUGCCCGUCAAGGACGAAUGCGACAACUCGCCGCCGAAGCCGACGAACGAUGGAAGAGCAUCCCCUCAUUCCUGGAUAACCCUCGAACAGCGGCCGCACCACAGCUAGAGACGGAACCGAUUUCGCCAACGGGUGGGAAACCAGAGGAGGAAGUCACUGGGGAGAAGAAGAAGGAUGCAUAUUCGUUCAAGCCUAAGAAGGCUCGAAAGGAGAAUCCGUUUGAUAAGGCUUUGCCGAAGGGAAAUGCGGGUGAGAAUUGGCAGCCAGAGGGGUGGACGCCUGGAGUUGCGCCGCGCAGGGGUGGAGGUUGA
Zymoseptoria tritici IPO323 is the source of this 600-nucleotide messenger RNA. RefSeq lists its product as uncharacterized. The record is from RefSeq and is a predicted model, not a curated record. The transcript has 3 exons. Gene Ontology annotation, biological process: mitochondrial respiratory chain complex I assembly. Bases 1 to 600 code for a protein of 199 amino acids. NCBI's taxonomy places the organism in Eukaryota, Fungi, Ascomycota, Dothideomycetes, Mycosphaerellales, Mycosphaerellaceae. Gene Ontology annotation, cellular component: membrane.